This is a messenger RNA of Chrysochloris asiatica (Cape golden mole), 3477 nucleotides long. RefSeq names its product myosin binding protein C, fast type (gene MYBPC2). The record is from RefSeq and is a predicted model, not a curated record. Gene Ontology annotation, molecular function: protein binding. NCBI's taxonomy places the organism in Eukaryota, Metazoa, Chordata, Mammalia, Afrosoricida, Chrysochloridae. Bases 1 to 3477 code for a protein of 1158 amino acids. The transcript is spliced from 27 exons.
AUGCCUGAGACAAAGCCAGUGGCCAAGAAGGCCCCCAAGGGCAAAGAUGUCCCCAAACAAGCUCCCAAGGAAUCCCCCAAAGAAACUUCCCCUAAGGAGGCUCCAACAGAACCCCCCAAAGAAACCCCAGCUGAUGACAUGUCCCCCACUGCUGAGGAGCCCACUGGGGUGUUCCUGAAGAAGCCGAACUCCGUGUCAGUGGAGACUGGAAAGGACACGGUGAUUGUGGCCAAAGUGAAUGGGAAGGAGUUCCCGGGCAAACCGACCAUCAAGUGGUUCAAGGGGAAGUGGCUAGAGCUGGGCAUCAAGAGUGGCGCCCGGUUCUCCUUCAAGGAGUCCCACGACUCUGCCAGCAAUGUAUACACCGUGGAGCUGCACAUUGGGAAGGUGGUUCUGGGGGACCGUGGGGAUUAUCGGCUCGAGGUCAAAGCCAAGGACGUCUGCGACAGCUGUGGCUUCAACAUCGAUGUGGAGGCACCUCGUCAGGAUGCCUCUGGGGAGAGUCUAGAAAACUUCAAGCGUUCGGGUGAGGGGAAGUCAGAAGAUGCAGGUGAACUGGAUUUCAGUGGCCUGUUGAAGAAAAGGGAGGUGGUUGAGGAAGAGAAGAAAAAAAAGAAAGAUGAUGAUGACCUAGGUAUUCCACCUGAGAUCUGGGAGCUCCUAAAAGGGGCAAAGAAGAGUGAGUAUGAGAAGAUCGCCUUCCAGUAUGGCAUCACUGACCUCCGGGGCAUGCUGAAGCGGCUCAAGAAGGCCAAGGUUGAGAUCAAGAAGAGCGCAGCCUUCACAAAGAAGCUGGAUCCAGCCUACCAAGUGGACAGGGGCAACAAGAUCAAGUUGGUGGUAGAGAUCAGCGACCCAGACCUUCCUCUCAAGUGGUUCAAAAAUGGUCAAGAGAUCAAACCAAGUAGCAAGUACGUGUUUGAGAAUGUUGGUAAGAAGCGAAUUCUCACCAUCAACAAGUGCACGUUGGCAGAUGAUGCAGCUUACGAGGUGGUCGUCAAAGAUGAGAAGUGUUUCACUGAGCUCUUUGUCAAAGAACCUCCAGUCCUCAUCAUCAAACCCCUUGAGGACCAGCAGGUGUUUGUGGGUGACCGUGUGGAAAUGAUGGUGGAGGUAUCAGAAGAAGGUGCUCAAGUCAUGUGGAUGAAAGAUGGUGUGGAGAUGACUCGGGAGGAUUCCUACAAGGCUCGAUACCGCUUCAAGAAGGACGGGAAGCGUCAUAUACUCAUCUUCUCAGACGUAACCCAGGAGGAUGGGGGACGCUUUCAGGUCAUGACCAAUGGUGGCCAGUGUGAGGCUGACCUCAUUGUGGAGGAGAAGCAGCUAGAAGUCCUACAGGACAUCGCAGAUCUGACAGUGAAGGCCUCAGAUCAGGCUGUGUUCAAAUGCGAAGUGUCUGAUGAGAAGGUGACCGGCAAGUGGUAUAAGAACGGGAUUGAGGUUCGACCCAGCAAGAGGAUCACCAUCUCCCACACGGGGAGGUUCCACAAGCUGGUGAUUGAUGACGUCCGUCCUGAGGAUGAAGGAGACUACACAUUCGUGCCCGAUGGCUAUGCUUUGUCCCUCUCAGCCAAGCUCAACUUCCUAGAAAUUAAGGUGGAGUAUGUACCCAAACAAGAGCCACCAAAGAUCCACCUGGAUUGCUCAGGCAAGACCUCAGAGAAUUCUAUUGUGGUUGUGGCUGGAAACAAGCUCAGGCUGGACGUGGCCAUCACAGGGGAGCCCCCUCCCGUUGCCACCUGGCUGAGGGGAGAUGAGGUAUUCUCAGCCACCGAAGGCAGGACCCGCAUUGAGCAACGGGCUGACUGUAGCAGCUUCGUGAUUGAGAGUGCCGAGCGAGCGGAUGAGGGUCGUUACACCAUCAAGGUCACCAACCCCGUAGGCGAGGAUGUGGCCUCCAUCUUCUUGCGAGUUGUGGAUGUCCCAGACCCCCCAGAAGCUGUACGGGUUACCUCAGUUGGAGAAGAUUGGGCCAUCCUUGCCUGGGAGCCACCCAAGUAUGACGGUGGUCAGCCAGUCACUGGGUAUCUCCUGGAGAGGAAGAAGAAAGGUUCUCAACGCUGGAUGAAGGUGAACUUUGAGGUCUUUACGGAGACUACCUAUGAGUCUACCAAGAUGAUCGAGGGCGUUCUCUACGAGAUGCGAGUGUUUGCUGUCAAUGCCAUUGGAGUCUCCCAGCCUAGCCUCAACACCAAGCCUUUUAUGCCCAUUGCACCCACGAGUGAACCCCAGCACUUGACGGUGGAGGAUGUGACGGACACCACUACCACACUCAAGUGGAGGCCCCCAGACAGGAUUGGAGCAGGGGGCAUCGACGGGUACCUGGUGGAGUACUGUCUGGAUGGAUCUGAGGAAUGGGUGCCUGCCAACACGGAGCCCGUGGAGAGAUGUGGCUUCACUGUCAAGGAUCUCCCGACAGGAGCAAGAAUUAUCUUCCGGGUGGUUGGGGUCAACAUAGCUGGACGCAGUGAACCAGCCACUUUGGCCCAGCCAGUCACCAUUCGGGAAAUUGUAGAGCAACCCAAGAUCCGUCUUCCCCGCCAUCUCCGCCAGACUUACAUCCGUAAGGUGGGGGAGCAGCUCAACCUCCUCAUCCCCUUCCAGGGGAAGCCUCGGCCCCAGGUGGUGUGGACAAAGGGCGGGGCCCCACUGGACUCGUCCCGGGUUCACGUGAGGACCAGUGAUAGGGACACGGUGCUGUUCGUGCGCCAGGCAGCCCGCUCGGACUCUGGGGACUACGAGUUGAACGUGGCAAUCGAGAACAUGAAGGACACAGCCACCAUCCACAUCCGGGUCGUGGAAAAGGCAGGCCCCCCAGAGAAUGUGAUGGUGAAGGAGGUGUGGGGCACCAACGCUCUCGUACAGUGGCAGCCCCCCCGAGACGAUGGGAACAGCGAGGUCACAGGCUAUUUCAUCCAGAAAGCUGAUAAGAAAACCAUGGAAUGGUUCAACGUUUAUGAACACAGCCGCCCCACCUCCUGCACUGUGUCCGACCUCAUUGUGGGCAAUGAGUACUAUUUUAGAGUCUUCAGUGAGAACAUCUGUGGACUCAGUGACUCACCUGGUGUCUCCAAGAACACAGCGCGUAUCCUCAAGACAGGACUUGUCUACAAACCACCUGAAUACCAAGAGCAUGACUUCCGGACAGCUCCCAAGUUCCUGACAUCUCUUAUAGAUCGGGUGGUCGUGGCUGGCUAUUCCGCAGCUCUCAACUGUGCUGUCAGAGGCCACCCCAAGCCAAAAGUGGUUUGGAUGAAGAACAAGAUGGAGAUCCGUGAAGACCCCAAAUUCCUGAUAACCAACUACCAAGGGGUCCUGACGCUGAACAUUCGCCGCCCCUCCCCCUUUGAUGCCGGGACUUAUUCCUGCCACGCAGUCAAUGAGCUGGGGGAGGCGUUGGUUGAGUGCCGGUUGGACGUCCGAAGUGAGCACAUGGAGGUCCCCCGACAUGCUGCCUGGCUGAACCCCACUUUAUAA